Molecule: messenger RNA, 1186 nt
Organism: Zophobas morio
Lineage: Eukaryota; Metazoa; Arthropoda; Insecta; Coleoptera; Tenebrionidae
Product: REST corepressor 2-like
Exons: 7
Coding region: 283-1077 (264 amino acids)
Biological process (GO): negative regulation of DNA-templated transcription; regulation of transcription by RNA polymerase II
Cellular component (GO): transcription regulator complex; histone deacetylase complex
Molecular function (GO): transcription corepressor activity
Source: RefSeq, a predicted model, not a curated record
GCAGCUUUGUAUGUGAAAGUGGCUUGUGUAACUCGCUCUUUUUUUUAACCUCCUACUAUCAAACUUUGUUUAAUCGAAGCAUCGGGAAUAGACACUUUGGGGUUUACAGUUCUCAGUUUAGUGGCCUACAAUAAAUUAGGCUGUAGUUAUUAGCCAUUGAGCGCUAUAAGAAGUUGCAGUCGCAAUUUUGGGUAGAUUGUAACUUAAUAAAUAUGUUUCAAGUUAACAAAAAUAUUAAGAACGACUUUUCAGGACUUAAAAAAAGGCAGUAAUUCCGAAGAAAUGUUUCAAGAAGACUGUUAUCUUCAAUUAUGUGAAACGGAAACAGGUGAGCGAGUUAGAAAAGUAGAGGUAACAAACAUGCGCGUCGGAGAAAAGUAUCAAGCCAACCUUAAAGAAUCAACAGGGCUGCUUUCUUCUCCUCAGUCCAAAAGCCUGCUCAUAUGGUCCCCUGUGCCCCUCCUUUUUGAAAAAAGACUUGAUGAAUUCUGCAAUAUUGUUCGCUCCAAUCUCUUGACGUGCAGCAGAUAUCGAUUAGAGUACGCCUUGUAUUCACUCCAUCAGAACAAAUACAGUUUCCCAAAUGCUCUGUACGAUCUUUUUAGUGGUACAGCCACUGAAGAAUGGGGUAUAUAUCCGGAAUGGAGCGAACUCGAAACGGCUAAUUUUGAAAAAGGAUUUUUAUUGCAUGGAAAAAAAUUUCAUUUGAUUCAGCUUUUGAUCCCCUCCAAAACGGUCUCAUGUAUUAUUCAAUACUAUUACAAAUGGAAAAAAAUUGAGAACACUAAAUAUCGUUAUAUACUCGGACGCCAGCGAAAAGAGAUUUGUCCCUCACAAAAAGUUAACUUAGAGAGGAGGCCCGGCAUUUGCGCUUUGCGCCGAGGAAUAGAAGUCGGAAGAGAAGGACAAGCUUCAACGGACGAGUGUACGGCUCCAAAAGAAUCCUGGAGCAGUCCUAAAUCCUCUAAGCUGCUACUAACUUCUCAAAAACGUUGCGUUUCGCCAUCUUCUUCGAAUGGUUGUACCGUGUGUGACACUAAAAGCUUGGUUCUGUGGCAGCGUGGCCACAAUUUAUAAGCCAAGCAAGAGUGCACAGACCCUCCGACACCAUUUAAUUUAUUAUAAAUGGGUUUUAAAAGUAGUGAGGGGGAUAGCAAAAAUAUUGUAAUUUGUACACUUUUUCAAU